ACAAUAAAUGCCCCAUUUUGGAAAACAGCGCGGCGUCUUGUUCUGUCUGUUCUGUUGAAAGCGAAAAAACGGAAAAGUGUGAGCAGCUAGCAGACAGGUCCUAAUCUAUUUUAUAUCAUGGCAGAAUAUUUGGCUUCGAUUUUUGGAACAGAAAAGGAUAAAGUUAAUUGUUCAUUCUACUUUAAAAUUGGUGCAUGUCGUCAUGGUGACAAGUGUUCUCGCUUGCAUAACAAACCUACGUUCAGUCAGACUAUACUCCUACAAAACAUGUAUCAAAACCCACAAAAUCAAGCAACAGUACAAGAUGGCACUACAGCUGCUAAUAUUAUGAGUGAUGUGGAAGCGCAAGAACACUAUGAUACCUUCUUCGAAGAUGUUUUCCUGGAACUGGAAGAAAAGUAUGGUGAAAUUGAAGAAAUGAAUGUAUGUGACAACUUGGGCGAUCAUCUGGUUGGUAAUGUUUACGUGAAAUUCAAGUUUGAAGAAGAUGCUGAAAAAGCUGUAAAUGAUGUCAAUAAUAGAUGGUAUAAUGGUCAACCAAUCUAUGCUGAGUUAUCUCCGGUCACGGAUUUCAGAGAAUCGUGUUGCAGACAAUACGAGAUGGGGGAGUGCACACGUGGUGGUUUUUGUAACUUCAUGCAUCUAAAACCCAUCUCAAGAGAACUUAGACGCCGAUUAUACGGAAGACGACGGGGCGGUGCGGGCGUUGGAGGUGGUGCAUCAAGUGGACCAUUAGUACGUCGUGGAAGAUCCAGAUCUAUUUCGCCAUCACCACCCAGACGAUCUCGUUCAAGAUCACCACGACGACACCGACGCAGACGAUCAAGAAGCAGAAGCAGAUAACCUCACUUAGAUUCCCAAUUUGAUGCUUUUCCGACCGACGCCUUCUUUGUAUUGGUACCACAAAGUAAACUUUUCAGAAGUUUUUUUAUGGUGUAAAAAUGUUUCCUUGAAGACUGAAAACUGCUUUUA
This is a messenger RNA of Hydractinia symbiolongicarpus, 972 nucleotides long. RefSeq names its product splicing factor U2AF 26 kDa subunit-like. Gene Ontology annotation, biological process: mRNA splicing, via spliceosome. Lineage: Eukaryota; Metazoa; Cnidaria; Hydrozoa; Anthoathecata; Hydractiniidae. The transcript is spliced from 10 exons. The coding region runs from base 118 to 843 and encodes 241 amino acids. Gene Ontology annotation, cellular component: spliceosomal complex; U2AF complex. Gene Ontology annotation, molecular function: pre-mRNA 3'-splice site binding; metal ion binding. The record is from RefSeq and is a predicted model, not a curated record.